Molecule: messenger RNA, 2337 nt
Organism: Sodiomyces alkalinus F11
Lineage: Eukaryota; Fungi; Ascomycota; Sordariomycetes; Glomerellales; Plectosphaerellaceae
Product: D-xylulose kinase
Exons: 3
Coding region: 374-2173 (599 amino acids)
Biological process (GO): xylulose metabolic process
Cellular component (GO): cytosol
Molecular function (GO): D-xylulokinase activity
Source: RefSeq, a predicted model, not a curated record
CGUAGUACCCCGUACCUUACGAAUUGGAAUACAAACCCCCCUCUUCCAAGAAGGGCUUGGUCUAUCGAUACGAUUCCAUACCUUAGCUACCUUGUGAUCUUGCUCGUAUUUAUUUGAUUCUACCCCUCCCCCGCUCUCUUUUUACCCCUUCGACAGGCACAGGCACAACACAACACCAUCGUGACUAUCGUGAGGAUCCGAGGCAAAUUCCUAAAUUUAUCAAUACCGAAUUACACAGUUCCCACGGGCUGCUGUGAUUAGAACCAGUCAGAGCCGUGUCCCCGUCACAUAGCUCUUCCGCCUUCUUAAUAGACAGUUCGGAUCAUAGAAAACAUCGAAUUCCCGCUACACCCGUUGCAACACCCUCGCGACCAUGUCCCAAGGCGAGGAAGGUCCUCUUUACCUGGGGCUUGACCUGUCGACCCAGCAGCUCAAAGCCAUCCUCGUCCAAUCCGACCUCCACGUCGUCUCCGAAGUCAAGGUCGAUUUUGAUGCAGAUUUCGGUUCCAAAUACAAGAUCCGCAAGGGUGUUCUCGUCAACGAGGCUGAGAACGGGGUCUUCGCUCCCGUCGCCCUCUGGCUCGAAUCUAUUGACCUCGUCCUCGCUCGCCUGCGCGAUGCUACCCCGGGUGGCCUUGGCCGCAUCCGUGGCAUCAGCGGCUCGUGCCAGCAGCACGGGAGCACCUACUGGAGUCGCGACGCCGAGUCCCUCCUCGCCGGCUUGAAGUGGGAUGAGAAGGAACCCAAGGGCCUCGUCGACCAGCUAACAGACGCCUUCUCCCAUCCAUUCGCUCCCAACUGGCAGGAUGGCAGUACUCAGGCACAGUGUGAUCGCUUCGAUGCUGCCUUGGGAAGCGCACAUAGACUGGCCGAGGUGACUGGCAGCUCUGCUCAUCAUCGCUUCACCGGCACCCAAAUCAUGCGCCUCCGCGAGAAGCUUCCCGAAAUGUACGCUGCGACGUCCCGUAUCUCCCUCGUCUCCUCCUUCCUCGCCUCCAUCUUCCUUGGCUCCAUUGCUCCCCUCGACAUUGGCGACGUCGGCGGCAUGAACCUGUGGGACAUCCAGGCUAAGGCCUGGUCCGAACCUCUGCUCGCCCUCGCUGCCGGUGGUGAAUCGGAAGCCGCCGGCCUGCGUCAGCGGCUGGGAGAACCCCGCCUCGACGGAGGCGGCUCCAUGGGCGCCAUCGCACCCUACUUCCGCGCCCGCUACGGCUUCCACCCCGACUGUCAGAUCGCUCCCUUCACCGGCGACAACCCCGCCACCAUUCUCGCCCUGCCCCUUCGCCCCCUCGACGCCAUCGUCAGCCUUGGAACGAGCUCCACCUUCCUCAUGAUCACCCCCGUCUACCAGCCGGACGAGUCCUACCAUUUUAUGAACCACCCUUGCACGCCGGGCCAGUACAUGUUCAUGCUGUGUUAUAAAAACGGCGGCCUCGCCCGAGAGACCGUCCGUGACCGUCUACCCAAGCCUCAGGGACCCGACAGCACGCCCUGGGACGAAUUCAACAAGUGCGUCCUCGACACCCCCGCCCUUGACCUCCCCGUCGACAACGAGGGGAACCCCGUCGGAGCCGACCCCAAGGCCAAGAUGGGCCUGUACUUCAAUCGCCCGGAAAUCGUCCCCAACAUCCGCGCCGGCACGUGGCGGUACACCGUCGCUCCGUCCGGCGACCUCUCUACGCUGCAGGAAAGCAAAGAACCGUGGGACCCCAAGGUCGACCCCCGCAUCCUCGUCGAGUCGCAGGGCCUCUCCAUGCGCCUCCGCUCGCAAGCCCUCGUCGAACCGCGAGGCGCUUCGUCCUCCUCCGCCGACGACGACAAGCCCACGCUCCCUGCCCAGCCGCGCAGGAUCUACCUCGUCGGCGGCGGCUCCCUCAACCCGGCCAUCGCGCAGGUGCUCGGCUCCGUGCUCGGCGGCGCGGAGGGCGUGUAUCGCCUCGACGUCGGCGGGAACGCCUGCGCUUUGGGCGGCGCCUACAAGGCAGUCUGGGCCCUCGAGCGACGCGAUGAGAACGAGACGUUCGACGACCUCAUUGGCAAGCGGUGGCGCGGGGAUGAGGCUGUCGAGAAGGUCGAUGUCGGCUACCGCCCCGGCGUUUUCGAGCGGUACGGCAAGGUGGUGGGGGCUUUCGAGGAGAUGGAGAAGCGCAUUCUCGAGGUUGCUAAGAAUUAAGUCUCGCAAAGCUUGGCAUGGACGGAUGGGUGGAAAUUGCAUGGGCUCAUGGGACGGUGCAUGACUGGUAGUAAUGAUUUAGAGGCGUUGCUAAUCUUAAAAUUAGAUCUCCUUUUUGGUUCAUUCUGAUCUUCUUUGCCUGAUGACAACUUCUCUCGCGCGCU